CUCUAACGGCUCGUAGCUUCUAUCAUGGUUCAAUACUCGGCAGUUUAUCAGCAGUUUUCCCGUGUCGUCACUCGUCAUGCCGGUAAUCACUAACCACAGUCCCUCCUAUCGCAUAAACUUGCAGCCUCUCCCAUCCUCGAUCGACAACUGGCGAGAUUUUCACCACUCAAUUCUUCGUUGUCGCACGUCUUGUUUCUCUUUCUGCGGCGUUGAGUAACCUCUGAAGUCUGUCUAACUAGCACUGCUGCCCUGUGGAUAUGGAGAAGGAAUCGCUAGCAGGGAGCGAGCAUUCUCCCUCUGGAGACGAAAAGCAGGUCGAUUUGAAGGGGGAUAUUGUCAGUGCCGACAAUGGAAUCUACGACCCCGACGCACACCUCUCGCCGGAGGAGCGUGCCGUCAUCGAACGAAAACUGCUCUGGAAGCUCGACCUGCGCCUGAUCCCAUGGCUGUCGUUCCUGUACCUGAUCUCGUUCCUCGACAGAACGAACAUCGGGAAUGCGAAGGUGGACACGCUCCUGCGGGAUCUGAAGAUGACCGAAGUGCAGUAUAACAUCUGCCUGACGGUCUUCUUCAUUGCCUACUCGCUGUGCGAGCCGUUGACGAACGUGCUGCUGAAGAUCCUGCGUCCGAGUAGAUUCCUGACCGUCACGAUGGUACUAUGGGGGAUCUGCAUGGUCUGCAUGGGGCUGGUGCAUAACUGGCAAGGCCUCUGUGCUGUUCGCUUCUUCCUCGGGUUGGCGGAAGCUGGACUAUUCCCUGGCGUCAAUUACUACUUGUCAUGCUGGUACAAGCGCUCCGAAUUCGGCGUCCGCGCCGCCAUCUUCUUCAGUGCCGCCGCCCUCGCCGGUUCCUUCGGCGGCCUCCUCGCUGCCGCCAUCGUGCAAAUGCGCGGGAUCGGCGGAAAGCCCGGCUGGGCGUGGAUCUUUAUCCUGGAAGGUCUUGUCACGAUCGUCGCCGGCGUCCUGUGCAUCUGGCUCGUCCACGAUUUCCCGGAUGAGGCCAAGUUCCUGAGCGACGACGACCGCGCGCGCGUGCUGCGCCGGCUGCGCGACGACAAGCAGAGCUCGGCGGAGCACGAGGCGUGGAAGAACGACUAUCUAUGGGCGAGCUUGCGGGAUUGGAAGACGUAUGCGUUCGCGAUCAUCUAUAUGGGUGCGGACGGGACGCUAUAUGCGUUCUCGCUGUUCCUACCGACCAUUCUUACCCAGAUGGGGCAUUCGGGCAUCAAGGCGAACCUGCUGAGCGUGCCGCCGUACGCUGCCGCCGCGGUGGUGACGGUCGCCAUUGGGUAUAUCGCCGACCGGACAAGACAACGCGGACUCUGCAACAUCUUCAUAUCGUUGGUUGGCAUUGCUGGGUUUGUCAUGCUCAUCGGAACCAGCAACCCCCAAGUGCAGUACGCCGGAACAUUCCUGGGAGCCGUAGGCAUCUACCCUUGCAUCGCGAACUCGAUCUCCUGGUGCAGUAACAACGUCGAAGGCGUCUUCAAACGCGGCGUCACCCUCGGCAUUAUGAUCGGCUGGGGCAACCUGAACGGCAUCGUAUCAAGCAACAUCUACCGUGGCGUGGACAGGCCCCGGUUUUUCCCCGGUCACGCCACCCUCGUGGGGUAUAUGUCGGUUUUCCUCCUGGGCGGCAGCAUCGUCACGUACCUGUUGUUGCGGGCGGAGAACGCCAAACGGCUGCAGGGCAAGCGGGAUCAUUGGAUCGAGGGCAAGUCGCAGGCUGAGAUUGACAGGAUGGGUGAUAUGCGACCGGACUUCAUUUACACUCUGUAAAUUCUGGCGGAUAGAAAUUGCGUAUUGGCAAUAUGAAUGAACGUGCGGUUAUCAUCGCUGGAAUUCCAUUAUACAGCUCAGGGGUUUUCCCAGGUGCGGCCAUUUGACCAUGCUAGAUACGGUUCAUAAACGUGAAGCGAGAGGUUUCAUCUUUCGAAGAAUAGCCGCAUUAUCAGAGUGUUCGGUGGACUUUGGCAAAGAGACACGAAGAAAAUGGAACCACCUGCGCCUCCACCUGUUCUGCGGCAGACAUCGUGUCCGGGGCACUUCAUCCGUGGCCUGAUCCCAUACGCAGUAUUAUGAACAUCAGAUUGAAAAGAGUUAAACCAGAGAACCGAUCGUAUUCAUAUCUACGCUAAUACUCCAGCUGCCGUAUCGCCCUGCCCUGUCCCGUUUCCACUACAAUUC
Molecule: messenger RNA, 2186 nt
Organism: Eremomyces bilateralis CBS 781.70
Lineage: Eukaryota; Fungi; Ascomycota; Dothideomycetes; Eremomycetales; Eremomycetaceae
Product: MFS general substrate transporter
Exons: 4
Coding region: 258-1778 (506 amino acids)
Biological process (GO): transmembrane transport
Cellular component (GO): membrane
Molecular function (GO): transmembrane transporter activity
Source: RefSeq, a predicted model, not a curated record